Stegastes partitus (bicolor damselfish) is the source of this 10560-nucleotide messenger RNA. RefSeq names its product zinc fingers and homeoboxes 1 (gene zhx1). Lineage: Eukaryota; Metazoa; Chordata; Actinopteri; Pomacentridae. Gene Ontology annotation, molecular function: DNA-binding transcription factor activity, RNA polymerase II-specific; DNA binding. The record is from RefSeq and is a predicted model, not a curated record. The coding region runs from base 2012 to 4786 and encodes 924 amino acids. Gene Ontology annotation, biological process: regulation of transcription by RNA polymerase II. Gene Ontology annotation, cellular component: nucleus. The transcript is spliced from 8 exons.
CUGCCUUUUAACCCUCAGACUUUGUGAUAGUGCAGCAUAAAUUGGUUAAAAAAGCUCCAGAUCCUUUCUGUGUAAUACAAGGUAAAGUAAGUGAUGUUUCAUCCAUAACUAUUCACAAAAAGAUGUAUUUUUACAUUCAAAAGUUCUCCUCCAGCCAUACUGAUUGUUUUUGUUUUUUUUUAGCUGAUGACUGGUGAUUUUCACCGAGCUAGGUUCUGGAAUUUGUUUAUUUCUGCUCUUAGUUGUCCGAAAGCCACACGGGUGAUUGUAGAAUAGAGUUAGAUGCAGUAAUUACUAUUUUUCCAGUAGAGCUUUUGGCAGAAUCAUUUCUGUACAGCCAUAUGCAGCAUCUGCCUCCUAUUCAACCAGGUAGUUAUGACCAACCAGAAGAUAUUUGCUCUGAUUUUGGCACAAUUCAAAAUUCUGAUAUUAUUAUUAAAAAGUAAAGAAUCUGUACAUGUUUUUUUUUUUUUUUUAAUGUGUAUGAUUGAAGUUUAGCUAUUCUUUUAGUUGAAAGGCUUACAGACUGCAGGGAUGAAACCUGCAUUGACAACUUUUAGAAACAAAGAGCCCAAACUGCUAAACAUCACAAGAUUGACCCAGAACCUGCAGCCAGAAGACACAAGUGUCUUGGCUGGAUUUAUCUCGUGUAAUUUAUAAUGUAUUUAUCUUAUGAGCUUUGUCAACAGUUUAAAUAAAGCAGAAUUUUAGCAGCUGUUCCAGUUUUUAAUCAAUUGAGGGCUGCAUAAAGAAGCUAAUUGUGCUGUAGAGUUCUUUGCAUGGCAGCCUUGUCUGCAUAAGCUAACAAUUAAAACGAGUGACCUAAAAAAAAACAAAAAAAAACAUUAGUUUUCUGGUAAAAAAUAAAAAUAAAUAAAAUUGCCCCCCAAUUUAAAUAAUGGUCUCAGUUAAUUGUCAUGCUCCACCAUUUGCUAAAAUUGCAUUUUGUUUUCGCAUUGGUGUUGCUAUAUAUAUUCACAAAGAGGCGUUUGCACGGCAGCUUUAACAAAAGACUUUUAUAUCGUUGCCUGUUAAAAAAAAAACAGAAAGGAAACUGUUAAAUUUGACUAAGAGAAAAGCCUGAAGAACAACAGCAGCAGCAGCUCCACUGUGAGGAAACGCUGCAAUGUCAGUGUUGUCCUUAAGUAGCUUCUCCUGCUGCCCUGCCGGGUCAUGUAAGGACAUUUUGGCAGACAGCCUGACCGGGGAACCGAAGCGGUUUACGGCCCAGUUCACACAUUGUUUCACAUCCACUUUCUUUUCUGGACAACCCGUAGCUUAAUUCACAUCAAAAAAAGAGCCCACCACACCGCUAAAACAUUAGGCAUUUUUGCUAAGUUGCCCAAAUUUUUCACAGCACCGAGAGUCGCCGAGGAAUGACGUCAGGACGUAUCUCAUUGAAUGAUGACGCCGUUUGAUCAUUAAAAAAAUCUGCCGUUAAAAAAUAUCAGAGAAUUAGGUCAGCAUACAACACGGCGCCGACGCUCCCGGUGUGAAUGUAACCGCCGUGCGUUGGAGGCUCUAACUUUUACAAAAAGACGCGCUCCUGCCGUUAAAAUAACCUGCUCCGACGAGGGGGGAGAGAUGUCCGGUGUUUCCAGCAUCUGCAAACGAGUGCCGUAGCCGUUAGACCGGUCCGUCCGUCCGCCUGUCUGUCUGCCUCCCUCGGCUUUUAGGGGGGUUUGGGAGACCCGCAAAGCCCGAAUAACGUUACCGCUGCUGCAGUCCAGCCCGGCCAGGCUGUGGGCUGAACGGUUAGCCCGGGGGGACGGAGGACAGAUACCGCCAGACAACCUGAAGGCUCAAGGCUGCUCUGCCGAGACCCAGGAAAUCAGUCCUCGCCUCGUCUCGACAGCCUGGUAGCAACACAGUGCACAUUUCAGUAGUUCCAAAAUACAUAAUUCAAAGCCUGAAGGACAUGUGAGCACAGCUGCCUACGAUAUGUGAACCUCGACAGUUCUGCCACACAUCUUCAUUACCAUAGCAGAAGUAAACACAGUUUGGAGUGACAAUGUCAAGCCGCCGGAAAUCUACCACACCUUGCAUGGUGCUGCCUUCUGAUGUGGUGGAGCAGGAAGAGGUGGAGGAGAAAGCAGAAAGGACAAAGGAGGAAGAGGCAGGGGAGGAAGAGGAGGGGAAGGUGAAGGAGGGACCGGAGGAGGGGCCGACUGCAGAGGAGCUGGGUCAGGCUGUAGUGGUUGUUCCGGCUCCACCAGAGUCAGAUGAACCCAGUGUCUCUACUGGAGACGAUAGUGAAGUCAUCGGUCCUUCAUUGAAGCGCAGCGCUGCAAAUCCUCCAGAGGAUCCGAGCAGUGACCAGCUGAUCCAGGAACAGCAGUGUGAUGCACCUGAGGAGGGAGGAGCAGACCCUGCAGCAGUUUCUGCCAUCUCUCUCAGCAAAACACCGAUCAUGAGGAUGAAGACCAAAUCUGAACCCAAGAGGAUCGCUGUGUCUCUGAAAUCUUCAGAUGAGGGAGCAGAAGGGUUUGGAGUAGGUAGUGAGGGAGAGUUGGGAGGAGAGCAGGAGCCCAUUGAAGCACCGUUAGGACCCAUGACGCCAGUGGAGAUGCUGCUGCACGACUCCAUGAAGCUCGGCGGGGGUGGUUUGCUGCUCGGCCCACCAGAACACCAGAGGAAAUCAUCUAUUUUAAACCCCACUGUUCUGCCUGCUGGUCUGGCACAGGUGCUUUCUGCCUUCCAGGCCCAGCAGAGCACUGCAGCAGCUCAGCCCCAGCUCCUGAUUCCCCUCAGCAGCAUCCCUUCCUACAGUGCAGCUAUGGACACCAACCCCCUGCUGGGCAAUACAUACAAGAAGUUUCCUUACCCCUCCAUGGCUGAGAUCAGCAGCCUGGCAGCACAGACACAGUUCACAGAGGAGCAGAUCAAGGUGUGGUUCUCAGCCCAGCGACUGAAGCACGGUGUCAGCUGGACUCCCGAGGAAGUGGAGGAGGCCAGGAGGAAACAGUUUAACGGCACGGUGCACACAGUGCCUCAGACCAUCACUGUAAUACCUGCUCACCAACUCUCAGCUGCUGCUAACGGUUUGCAGUCCAUUCUUCAGACCUGCCAGAUAGUCGGCCAGCCUGGCCUCGUGUUCACACAGGUUGGACCAGGGGGGAACCUUCCAGUGACCAGUCCCAUCACACUGACAGUGGCAGGGUUGCCCAGUCAGUCUCAGAGCUCCAGCAGAGUUCCCUGUCAGCCUACCCCAACAAACAGUGAGCUGAAACGGGCUACCACUGUCCAGCCUCCCUCUCUUUCUCCACAGGAGAACUCAGCCCUCAGUGCUGACACAUUCAAUAUGCGACCUAAGAAAUCCAAAGAGCAGCUGGCAGAGCUGAAAGCCAGCUACCUGAAAAACCACUUUGUCACUGAUGCAGAAAUUGCCCGGUUGAUGAAAGUCACGAACCUGACAAAGGGAGAGAUCAAAAAAUGGUUCAGUGACACCCGGUACAACCAGCGCAACUCCAAGAACAGCCAUGUCAUUGUUUUCCACGAUGGAGGGGGCAGAGGAGGUGGCGGCUGUAGCAGCGCUGCUGGCACCACUAUUGUUAUUGACUCAAGCGAUGAUGUGACCCCCACAUCGCCCCAUCCUCCACGCACUCCUCCUGUGAAGGAGAAGGAGACCCGGUCUAAAACUUGGAACCCUUUCCCAGACUUUACUCUGCAGAAGUUUAAGGAGAAGACACCAGAGCAGCUGGUGGUGCUGGAGGAGAGUUUUGAGAAGAGCAGCACCCCAUCAGAUGAAGAAUUCAACCGCCUGAGGACGGAGACUAAACUGACACGGAGGGAGAUUGACGCCUGGUUCACUGAGAGACGAAAAAUGCCAUCUGUCAGUACCUCCUCGCCGGAUUCUUCUGAGGGAGGAAAAAUGGAAACAGAUGGAGCAAAAGCAUUGGAAGGAGGAGGAACAGGAGGAGCAACCUCUUCUUCUCCAUCUGCCACAUCGUCUCGAAAGGGUAGUCAAACACCUCCAGGGAGUCGCAGUAAGCAGAUGCCCGGCAGCAGCAGGAAAGACCUAAAAGACAAAACUAAAAAGUCUCCGGAGCAGCUCCACAUUCUGAAAAGUGCCUUUGUGCGGACCCAGUGGCCCACACCAGAGGAGUACGAUCAGCUGGCAGAAGAGAGCGGCCUUGCUCGCUCCUACAUCGUCAGCUGGUUUGGAGACUCUCGGUAUUCCUGGAAGAACGGAAACCUGAAAUGGUUCUUUCAGUACCAAAGCGGCAGCAUCGAAGGACCAAAUGGAGGAGGUAGUGGUAAAAUGGGGGGCGGCGGCGGCGGCGGCCGUAAAAGACGUGGUAGACAUCGCGGUUGGGGGCGAUCCCGAACCAGGAAGCAGCCACGGAGGUCGGCCUCCAGUGCAGAUGUUGACAGGUCACCCCUGUCAAAGAAAUUCAAGACUGGGAGGGAGAUCCUGAAGGAGUACUACCUGAAGUACCAGUUCCUCAACGAGCAAGAUCUGGAUGAGCUUGUCACCAAGACCAACAUGAGCUAUGAACAGGUCAGGGAGUGGUUCGCCGAGGUUCAGCGACGCUUAGACGUUGGGUCAGAUCCCUUCCAGGAGGCAGCUGCAGGCAGGACGGACGGAGACGAAGGAGCAGAGGAGGACGAAGAGGAGUCGCAGGGAGAGGCGUCGGCGGCCACCGAGGAGCAGGGUGGGGCAGGAAUGGGAGAGGAAGAUGAAGGUGAAGAAGACGAGGAGGAUGACGGCGAGGAAACAGACGACAGUGAGGUUUGGGAGCCAUCACGUAGCGUCAGGAAGUCUUUGUCCGUUUCCGAAGACUAGUGAUUGUGGGAAGCAAGGUGAAACUUUACUGAAUGUUACAAGAGAAGUACUGGAUUGAUCAAUGCUGGAAGACAGUUAGCUAAACCAAGUUCUUUAUUUGCCACUUUGCAUGUGUAGUCAUUUGCAACAUUAAUUCACUGUUUUUUCCAACUAUUUCUGAAUCACAUCUACAUGAGACUAACAGAUGGAUUAUUAGCUUUAGCUCACGCUCUCUGUAUUGUAAGUAAGGUUAAGAUAAGAAUCAAAGCCUACAAAUCUUCAGUGGCACAUGAGACUUUGAUGAAAGUUACGGAGCACGAUAUUUUGUCAAAAGGAACACCGUGAAGUGCAAUCUUCAAGCUGAGCUGACGAUAAAAACUGUUGAGAUGAAAUAGCUACCCAAAAAUACGUUGCAUCCAUUAGCCCUUCUUUACAAACUAUUAUACUGACUGUUGUAAAUGACAGGUUGUAGGAGGAGAUGACAGUUUUAAUGUCCAUCAUGGUCCUUGUUAGAUUUGCACUCCUUGCUUGCUGAGUUGAAGCCAGUAUGGAGAUUUAUUCACACAGUGAUGCCACUUUUCCUUGAGAAGGAGUUUUUGUUAUGCUGUUAUGAGCACAGGCCUAAUUCAAACUUCAAUCUCUAAUGUUAUGAAUGUUUCACUCCUGGUCCCGAGCCAACAGCGCACACAGAACAACAACAAAAAAAAAAGACUUCUCUGUUAUAUUCAGAAAGGUGCUUUAAACGUAUCACAGCUAGAUGUCACUGCUGAGCAAUGUCCCCAACGAAACCAGCAUACAUCUAAUUGUGGGGUUGAUUUGACAUGUUUUCUUGAGCACCUGUGAAGAUCAUCGCAAGGACCAGCUGGCAUGGACUGAUAAAGACAUUAACUGUCUGAGAUGAAGGCCUAACCUGACAGGAGAAGAAGUACCUUAAUGCUGAAUGAAUGCCAACGCCAUGAUGCUUUUAAGAAACACAGGAUGUCUUCUUAAGUCUUCCCUUAGUUCAUUGUUUCAUUAAUAUUAUAGAUUUUUAACUGAAAACCUACAGAUCUGAGGAGAAAGAUGCCACAGAAUGUGUUUAAUAUGCACUGCUAUUAAUGUUUUUAAAUUCAUGUCUCACUUGUGACAGAACACAUUCUGUGUUAUUCUGACCUUUUCAAAGUGGGUUGUGUAGGUUCAGACAGUAUGAGGCUGUUGUGCCAAAGUUGAAAGUGUUAUCUCCUGAGCAGUGUGCUGUAGUUUAAUAAAUGGCCACUGUGAGGUGGACGUCUGGGUCCACUGAAAAUAAAAAGAAAAAAAAUUGCUGCAGUAUUUUACUGGUGGUGGGCCUCUGAUGGAUUAAAGCAGAGUUUCCCUCAAACCAUGUAAAUGUAAGCACCAGCUGCAGACACAAUGUGAAUUUAGAGUAAAUUAAUCAGCAAGUUAGCACCAAAUCACCGACAUGAGGCCUGUGAAUCAAUUUGGGUCCCGACCCGUACUUUAAGAAACACUGUUUAACAGUAUUUCAGAUAAUAAUGACUCCAGUCUGCACUAAAGACAAAAACCUGAAGCACCUAAAUCAAACUUUUUCUUCUUUUUUUUCUUUUAGAAAAAAAAAAAUGCACUUUGUCCACUUGUGUUCAUAGUGGAUUAAAUCUUGAUUAGGCACCUUAAUCUCAUAUUCUACCAUGAAAUGGCUCUGAGAGACCAAACCUGUUUUGUAUGAUUACAAACUGAACCAGUAUUUUGCCUUUUUUUAUUCUUGGUGUGUUUGCACACAAGGAGGAAUAUUACCAGUGUAUCCACUUUUCUAAUAAUAUAUGUGUUUCAUAGUUGGAAGUUUGUAUGGCUCAAAACAAUCGAACAAUCACCCACCGCUUUCUUUCACUAAAUUGCACAAUUUGAGCCCCAUUUUAAUCAUUUCUCCCUUUGAAAAUGCAUUUGUGUUAUAUUUGUCAUCAUGUCUUGGAAUUUUGCUUUAAAUUAUGGGAGCUUUCUCCCAUUUGCCCCUCUUGCACCCCUAUGCCCCCAUCUGACUCCCUACCCCUCUCCUCCAGUCCACUUUUGUAAAAUGAGCAAAUAGACUCAUGAUGUGCUCUUCCGGAGGCAUUUCUGUAAAUGUUAGCAGUGUCAUGUUCGUUCUCUGUCUCAUUAACUUGUCUGCAACACAGCAGACACACAGACGGGGCUAAAGGGACAUCUUCAAAUGACUGACAACCGUUCAAAAAAUUCUAACAUUCUUGGAAGUGUUGCUUUCUCUCACGGAAGGAAUUGUUGUGAUGAAGAACCAGCACAUCAUUCCCUCUGUGGUGGGAAGUCUACCAAAUACCCCUCCUCCUUCUGUUUUCUUCAUGCUUUACUGCAUUCAGAUGACAGGACAAUAGACUGAAACCUGUCUCAACUACUGUUUUUCACUGGUAGGGGAGGGACCCUGAUGAAGCUUUGCAGGUAAACCUAUGUGCCUACAUGGCUCGUACACCUGUUUGAACAGAAUUUCACCAACUCUCGACUUUGGAAAUCAGAAAUGUUUAGCUGAUUAACAGUUUGUUCAAACGGAGUUGUGAUGCAUGAUGGAGCGCUGCUUUCUGCUGACGCUAAAAGAUGCCUAGAUACUCUGAAGUUGACUUUGGAAACUUCUGUUGUAAGUCCUUACUUGGAUACCUUGGGGUUCCGAAAUUAAUUGUAUUUUGUCACCAGGCACUUGUCACACGAGAUGCUGGCACCUUUAGCUUUCCAAAAAGGCAUUUUAAUGGACAUUUUGAAGCCAAUAUUGGCCGUUAGCUGUAAGAGAAGCCUUUAUCCAUACUGUUGUAAUGUGACAAGUGCCUGGCCAUGAAAAUAAGUUCAAAAUGUUAAGGUACACUUUUGUCUAAUACUGCAUGCAAUAACAAGACAGACAACAGCUCAUUUUGUACAUACGAUAUUUUGGGUUGGUAUACUUGGCACAGUAAAAGCCUAAUCUGGGCUAAACUGCUUGUGUAGCUUUAAUAAUACCUGUUACUUUUUAUUACCAAGUUGACUGCAACUAUGGACCUGUUUUCUUUUACAUGUGUUGAAACUUUUUCAGAUCAUUGACUAAGUCGAGCUACUGAUAGCUUGGAAGGGCCUGCUUGAAUUAGUGAGCUCCAAGCUGAGCAACAUUUGAAAGGAGUCCUUUGAUGGAACUACAUUAUCACCCCAAGUGCACUCAUUCCGUGCCCUUUUAUACGCAGUUGAUUCUUGGUAUUUUGCAUGUCCAUGACUAGCUUUGUUUAGUCCACAGAUUAGGCUUAAACCUGCCCCCAGGUAUCCAGCCCACAGUCUUUUACAGUGUGCUCUUUCUUUACUAUAGUCAGUCUGUUUUGAAUGGUUUUAUAUGUUUCUAUCUACAAAAAACUGUCAUUACAGCUCUAUCCAGACAUCAGUGGAUUGCUUGUUAACAAGACAGACUCAUACAAUAUGUACAAUAGAAUAGUGUUUUUGAAAUAGAAUCAGUCUUAGAGUUCAGUCAGUGUUGCCCAAGUGGCUAAUGGUACUUUGGUUGCGAAAAUAUAGAAUCAUAACUCAAUGGAAUAGACAUGCGCUGAGGUAACGAAAUUCCAAAAAGUGAAAUUCUUGGAAAAAACAGGGUUUUUUUGUUUGUUUGUUUUUUUCGUUUGUAAUGUAUUGUAAUGUAUCCCAAUCAUGCUAAAAUAUGUCUAAGCUGUUUUGUGACGAGAAUUUAAAUGGAACAAGAUCAUUACUCAAAAUCACAGCUGUUUAAAAAGAAACUCCACCAAUUCGACAAGUGAAAUUCAGUUUACUGAUGAACAGUUAUUUAAUGUCUGAUGUAGCUCUGGAGCAUAGAUUGUAUAUAAAAGAUGGAUGUAGCGACUGUGACAUCCGCCGUGGACUACAGUUGUGAAGCAUGAAAUUUGGCAUUUAACCGUUACCAUCUUGAUUAUUUUAAACCAAGUGUUACAAACAAGCAGUAGAUCUGGUUGGAGGACUUGAGCACACUAUGUAUGGUUAUACGAUAGCAAUCGCAAAGUAUCCCUCCCCUAAAACAUACCCUAAUUUGUCAUCCGUUUUAGUCUAAAUAAGACCAUAAUUUGCAAAAUGAACACCAUGCCAUCCUCAAAAAGUUUUAAAACUAGCAAUUGAGUCAAUAAACUUAUUAUGAAAAUGUUUACUGAGGUUAAAUUUUUUCAAAGAAGUAGGGUCAUUUUCUCAUAGACUUCUGUACUAUCAGGUUUUUGCAACCACACAAGUUGCCCCCUGCUGGCGCUUAGAACAAAAUGCAGGUUUGAGGCACUUGUGCUUCUCUGUGCUUUUCAGACCUAAAGUCUCCAUCUUUGAUUUGCAAUCUAUACUCGAGAGAAAGCUUUCCAAAAUUAAGUUUUUGAAAAAAACAAUCUGAUAAUGUCCAAGUGAUGACAUUUUCUGUCUAUUUUUGUGAUACUGUAACAAAAGUUGUCCUUCCUGACAGUUAAUGAAAUCCUCAUGUGAGCUGAAUUAAUAUUAUUGGUAGAAACCAGUGUUAACACUUCUCCCCAGGUCUGUUGAGGUGCCAUGUCUGUUCACUGAGGUGUGAUUUUAUAUUCAACACUCAUGUAUCCCAGUUAACCUUGUGCAGUAGAGCUAACAUUGUGAUCUGAGUAGUUUACCUGCUGUUGUAUUAUGCUCAUAUGUCAUAUCUGUAUCCUUCGCUAUACUCCUGCUAUAGUCCUCCCUCGUUUUUUCUGUAUUUAGACAGGUAGUCGGUUGAAUGUUUCUUACAGCAAUCAGAGAUUCAGAUGUUUUCACUAUACAGCCGCCAGCUUUUUGGUAAAGAAAAAAAAACACCUUGUCAGAAUUGUAACAUAAUGUAUGUAUUAACAGAAAUGUUUUUGUUUUUUUUAACUCAUUUACAGUGGAAUUUUCACCUUCAGUUUUUUUCUGAUCUAAUUUUUACCUGCUGACAGUUUUUACCCCAAGUUACUGCUUUCAGUGGGCGUGAUUUGCUUUUAAUCAUGAACUGAACGUUGUUUCUGCUUCAGUAUAACAUAUUUUCAGAGUUGUUUUACUGGAACAUGACAGGGAUUUCUCAGCUCUUGUAUUAAGUUACAGUUGCUUCCAUAGACACAGGAAAGAAAUACAGUGAUCUAGCUGUAAGCUCUGCCUUAAUGAAUGUGGUAAAGCCAUUUAAAAACAUCACUCCUGGCUUUAGAGACAGUUUUUUUUUUGUUUUGUUUUUUGAAUUCGGCUGUGAUCUCAGUCCUGUAGAAACCUACAUAAACCGGUACGCAUUAGCCAGAGUGUCAAGCAGAUUAACUUCUGGGAAUGAAACUGACUUACUUGUGGUUUUAUUCAUGACAAAACAUCUCAACAGCACAGCCCAAAUUGGUAUUAUUCUGUGUCUAUGGAACUAACAAUCCACUCCGCAUCUGAAGUGUGUUAAAAACUGAGAGUAUCUGUCAGAAUCUUUGAUUAAUUGUGGUAUGUAUGUGUAAUCACUUCUGCAGUAUUGCUUUAGAAAGCUAAAAAAGAAAAGAAAAGAAAAAAAAAAACCUUUGUGGCCCCUGCAAUCUUCAGCUUGUAGCUACCAGCUGUAAGACUGACAAUUUGUGCAAUGUUAAUUUAAAGUCCCAGCUGUUAUUGAGGCUUUGGCUUGGUUUCUAGCUUGAUUUAGAAAAGAUUUAUAUUUUAUACUUGUUUGAGGACGAAACCCAAUAAAUUUUGAUCAAAAGAUGUGCACUUGUGAGAAGCAUUUUGAGUGUUUUGCUUUGAAUAAAUGCUAUAAAACUGUCUGGACUAAAUGUGGAUGCUGAACAGGAAGUACUGUAUAAUGUCCUAUUAAAAAAAAUACAUGUGUUAAA